Cavenderia fasciculata is the source of this 3771-nucleotide messenger RNA. Its product is annotated as smooth muscle caldesmon. The record is from RefSeq and is a predicted model, not a curated record. Lineage: Eukaryota; Evosea; Eumycetozoa; Acytosteliales; Cavenderiaceae. The transcript is spliced from 3 exons. Bases 1 to 3771 code for a protein of 1256 amino acids.
AUGGAUACAUCUGUAGAUCAUACAGAUGGAAAGAGAAGAGGAGCAGGAGGAGCAUAUAAAAGAAGAGUGAGUAAAGGUGGCUCAUCAAUCAUCCCAAACAACCCGUUGAAUGCUUCCAUUGCAACCAACACACAACAAAAGGAUGAGAUUGGCAAUGUAAAUAUAUUAUCGUAUUGGAAUGAAGAUGAUGAUGAUAAGAAUAAGAAUAAUAAUAAUAAUAAUAAUAAUAAUAAUAAUAAUAAUAAUAAUAGUAGUGACAUUACUACUGAUGCUGCUAAAGAAGUUGAACAAUUAGAUGAACCAACCAUUAAAAUAGUGUCAGAAGAGGAUGAAGAUGAGGAGGAACAAGAGGCCCAAGAAGAGGUCCAAGUAGAUGAAAACUUUUUUGAAUUCCCAUCUACACCAGCUCGAUCAAAGAUGUCUGCAAAGACACCUGCCAAGACACCUUCAACAUCAUCAAAGACAAGGACAAAGACAAACACCACCCCUACAAAGACAAACACCACUCCUUCAAAGGGAUCUGCAAAGAAAUCGAUCACCAUCGAUACCAAUCCAGACCUUGCAUCACCAACAACAUCAACACCUUCAAGAGCUCCUCCAACUGCAAAGUCACCAUCAAAGGCAAAGACUCCUACAAAGACUACUCCUUCAAAGGAACUACAACAACAAAAAGAGCAAGAACAAGAACAAACACAACCAAAGACACCACAACCCAAACCACCAAAAACACCAACAUCAUCAAAGAAAAAGAGUGCUGCCAAGUCGGCUAGCAAAACAGCUGCCUCUUCAACAACAAAGUACCCCAAGUCACCCUCUGAUAAUAAUAACAACAAUCAAAACAAUGUAAAUCCAGAUGUAAUCCCAUUCAAUCUCGAAGCUGAAAGACUUGAAAUGGAAAGAGUUGAAAAAGAACGUUUGGAAAAUGAAAGAUUGGAAAAUGAACGACAAAUUGAAAAGGAAAGAGUUGAAAAGGAGAGAGUUGAAAAGUUGGAAAAAGAAAGAUUGGAAAAGGAACGACUUGAAAUGGAAAGAGUUGAAAAGGAGAGAGUUGAAAAGUUGGAGAGAGAUCGUUUGGAAAAGGAGAGAUUGGAAAAAUUGGAAAAAGAAAGAUUGGAAAAGUUGGAAAUUGAAAGAAGAGAAGCCAAGGAAAACUUGGAGAGAGAAAAGAGAGAAAGAGUGGAGAGAGAAAAGGAAGAGAGAGAUAAACGAGAACAACAAGAACAAGAGGAACGAGAACAAUGGGAAAAGGAACAACAAGAAAAGAUGGAGGAGAUGGAGAGACUGUUGCGUGAAAAGCAAGCAAGAAGAGAGGCACAGGAAAAAGAGAAAAAGGAACGUGAACAAAGAGCACGUGCUGAAAAGGAAGAGACGGAGAAACAGUUCCUCUUGGGAGGCAGGGAUCGCAAGAGCACCUUGCAAGAGACCGAGGACGCCAUCACCCAAUUCAAGCAACAGCUCGAGACGCAGGCCAAGAGUCUGAUCGAGGAGCGUUCACAGGCCGAUGAAAAGGAUAUCCAGCAGACGAUGACUUUGCAGCGAGAGAUGGAGGCUCGUGUCGAGGCUGAACGCAAGGAACGAGAUUUGCGCGAGGAAAAGGAGCUCAAGGAGCGCCAACGCGUUGAAAAAGAAGCCGAGCAAAAGAAGCGUGCCGAACAAGACCGAGUGGAAUGCGAACGUUUGGAAAAGGAGAAGCGCGACCAGACCGAGGAAAAGGAGCGUUUGGAACGCGUGCAAAAGCAAAAAGACAAGGAGGAAAAGGACAAAAAGGAGCGCGAGGAGCGUGCCGAGCAAGAGCGACGCGAUGCAGCCAAAAAGGCCGCCGACGAAAAGUCCAAGCAGGAGAGCUUGGCGUCGGCCAAGGAAAAGGAGCGUCUGCUUGCCGAGCGUCGUGCACUCUAUGAAAAGGACAAGUCGGAAAAGGAGGCGUUGGAACGUGCCAAGAAGAAAAAGAUGGAGAUUGACAAUGAAAUCAUGGUCAAGGCGAUGGACGCCCAGUUUGAAGAGCAGGCGAGAAAGAUCCAAGAAGAUGCAGCCCGCGACAAGGCACAGCGUCUUGAAAAGAGAAAGAGGGAGCGUGAAGACGCCGCCAAGCGCGAGCGCGAGGACCGCGACCGUUUAGAACGUGAAGAACGCGAGGAACGACGAAAGCGAAGUAUGAAGCUGGCCGGCGCGAUGGGUUUCUCUAACCCUGCUGCGGGAGGUGCUCUUCCCGCAUCGCUUGGCAUGGGUCCCAACCCACCAAGCUCGAUCAAGCCAGUUGCUACCCACCAUCAUCACCACACGGACCUGCUCAACCAGUCGAUCGCUGCAUUGAUGACACCUAAGCAGACAUCGUCGUCGCUGGUUGCUGCCUACCAUAACACAAAUCCCAAUACAUCCGCACUCCUUUUCACGCCCAUGUCUAGUCACUAUCACCAAAACAGCACUGUACUAUAUACUCCUCAACUCUUAACCCCUGGCUACCGUACGGGAUUCUCCCACUACCCAAACACUGCAUCCAAGCAACAGCCAGCAGCAGCAGCAGAGGAGAGUGAAGAAGACAGACGAAACCGCCUGCUCAAUCUCUACGACAUCAAGUCGCUGGCUCGCAUGCCUACGGCGGUCACUGAGCAAGAGCUCAACAUUCUCAAGGACAUUGAGCGUAUGAACAACAACUAUUAUGCCAUGAACGAGCGUGUGGCCCAACUUGCCAACCUCCAAUUUACCGUGCCCUCGUUCACCGCACCCCCUUCUUUAAAUCUCAAACUCUCUAUUCUUGAAAAGGAGCAGUUGCAACAAGUGGAUGACGCCGCUGCAGCAGCUGCAGCAGCCAACCAAUCACUCUCACUCGAAGAUCUCGGCGGAAACAAGUCGCCUGAUAGAAAUGGUGAUUCCACCAACCCACGUGUAUUCAAGACUCCCAGUCGCUCGACAGUCGCCAAAAACAAGUCAACUACCAAGUCGACGGUCAAAAAGAAUCCCGCCAACUUCCAAGCAGCCAUAGUGUCAUCGGCCACCAAGUUUGGGUACCCAACCGAGGAGCCAUAUGUCUCGGACAGUGAAGGCGACUCAUCAACCUCAUUCUCCAAGUACACCGAUUCAUUUACUCAUGCAGACUAUGAAACUGAGGAUGGAUCCCGAGAUCUUGAUGACUCUGGUCUUUUCAAGUCUGCCAUGAAGGUCAAAGUUAAUCCAAAAAAUACUAAUAAUAAUAAUAUCACCAAAAGUCUUUUUGAUUCAAUUAAUAAUGAUGAAAGGGAAAUCACUCCUUUAAAGAAAAAAUCUUCAUCCUCCUCAUCAUCAACCAUCAUACCAACUACAUCAACAACCUCUACUACAUCUACCAGUACUUCAACAGCAGCAGUUGAUAUUUCCAAACCAUCAUUUAAACCAUUUUCAAGAAUGAAGAAAUCAACAAUGAUCAAACAAACUAGAACCAUUGAUUCUGAAGAUGAAAGUGAUGGAGGAAAAGUCCAACUAAAGAAAAGAACCAUUAAAAAAGUUACCAUUGUUGAAGAACCUUUGGUUUCACCAAUUAAUACCAAAAAUAAUAAUAGCCAACAACCAAGUAACCCUAAACCAGUAUUAAAGAACAAACAUUUAGAAAAGGAAAUUCUUGGAGUCAAACCAAUGGCAUCACCAAGAACUCUUGUACAAUCAAGUGUUAGUAAUGCAAGAGCAAGAAGAAACGCAAAAAUGAAAGAAUCUUUGGGAAACCCUAAUAAUAAUAAUAAUAAUAAUAAUAAUGUAAAUAGUACGGCAACAAAGAAUAGUAAAAAAGGUGGAAAAUAA